Lineus longissimus is the source of this 3039-nucleotide messenger RNA. Its product is annotated as solute carrier family 22 member 15-like. Lineage: Eukaryota; Metazoa; Nemertea; Pilidiophora; Heteronemertea; Lineidae. Gene Ontology annotation, molecular function: transmembrane transporter activity. The coding region runs from base 1091 to 2761 and encodes 556 amino acids. The record is from RefSeq and is a predicted model, not a curated record. Gene Ontology annotation, biological process: transmembrane transport. Gene Ontology annotation, cellular component: membrane. The transcript has 9 exons.
AAGAAAAUGUAUCUUCUCAUUUUCUGUUCAGGCUCCGGCACAGAUCAGUUAGCUAAAUUCGGCCUGCUGAACAUGUAUGUGGACAAUAGAGUUCCAUUCAGAUUCAGAAACCACGCCCAUUUAUCGGCAGUUCGCCUCAAUUCUAAAAAAGUAUCCGCCUUCGCAUUCAAUCCAAGUCUAUGUUAAGGAGGGACACCGACGCGCAAGGCCAGAUCGACGUAUCAGAAACUCGCUUAUGGGGGAAUUCUAUUGCAAUGACUCGAUUUACCCUAUCGCUUUGAUACCAAAUAGAGGGGCGGUCACAGGACGUCUCGCAAGUCCACGAAGGGCCCGUAUUACGAGAGAGUUAGUGCCAUUGUGCGAGUGCGUCAAACGCCGGGCGCACGCGUUAUGGUUUUCAUUGUUCACUGUUGACCUGGUCGUUGUUUGGUAUGACAAAAUAUAGCAGCCUAUCGUCUCAAAAAUGGAUAUUCUCACCUUCUUUAGACACAAACGGAUUAAAGGGGAUAUCGCGCGCCAACGAUUCUGCCUACUUUUUACAUUUUCUCGGGCGGUGAAAAUGACCCGUCUCAUUUCCUAUUCAUAAGUCUGGCGCAGGCCAGUUAGCUAGAUUAGGCCUGCUGAACGUGUGGACAACUUGAAUAGGGUCCGCAGUUGGGUUCCAUUCAGUAACUUGCGUAUGACUUAAUGAUGCUUUGAUUCCGACUGAAUCGAGGGAAGAGCAUUGGAUUUGUCGUAGGAAAUACGGGAAGUGAAUCUUAUGCAAUUUUGUGGGCGGAUAGCAAAACUAUAUCAGGGUCCGCUCUGGCCUACGCCCUUGGGAUAUACUAUUCUAUUAUGUGACUGAGAUUCGCGGUCGAACUAGGAUCAGAGAGGAAACUCUGCAAUGCCCGUAGUAACUUUUUGUGGACGCCCUCAUCAUUCUGAUUAGCCCAAUUCGACUUUUGGCACUCGAUGUCUAGCUUUAGUGGAGACAUUUACAUAAUACAUCCACACCUUGAGAAGUGAUUCGACGAGACCGGUCCCCGCCCUGCCGUGGUCGCUGCCGCGAUACGACACAACCAAGAUUUUGCCGGACUCCUACGAGGCGAUGGAUACCAAGAUUUUGCCGGACUCGGCGUCAAAGUCAAAUAUUGGUUCCCCUAAAGCCGAAAACGGGCUGGUGGGAAAAACUGACCAGACAUUUGAGGCCCUGGUACUGAAAAAUACUGGAGAGUUCGGAAUUUAUCAAAUUCGUCUUUUUGCGGUGCUGACGAUCAUGGACCUUCCCAUAGCGACAUGUAUGAGUCUCUUCAUCUUCUCGGCUGCCAACCCCGGCUGGCAUUGCGGGAGGUUCGCGGGUUCGAAUGUGACUCACAACGGGACUUGGCCGAAUAUUAGUACAGCUGAGAUGUGUAAAAUGGAUGGGGCGCGUUGUGAGGAGUAUGUUUUUAAGGAGGAUUUCACCUCCAUUGUGACCGAUUGGAAUCUUGUUUGCGACGAUGCCUACAUUCCUAAGAUGACUGUUAGUAUUCAGAUGGUCGGGGUCCUGCUAGGCGCCAUCCUUGCCGGCCAGGCCGCGGACACCAUCGGGAGGAAGAAGACGCUACUGAUCGCAGCCAUCAUGCAUAUGUCCAUGCAGUGUCUGUCGGCAUUGUCGAACUCCUGGCAGCUUUACGCGGCGAUAUCAUUCAUCAAAGGGGUGUUCCUGGCUGGAUCCAUCAGCAUCACUAACACCCUCCCGAUGGAGUUCAUAGGCCCGCGGUACCGCACACUAGUCGGCUCCCUGGGUGCCUGGGGCUUCGGCUAUUUGAUCAUGGCCCUGACAGCGUGGAGGUUGGUCACUUGGAGAUAUCUAGCCCUAGCCACUGGACUCAUGGGGGCUCCUUUAAUACUUGGAAUCGUGCUGUUCGUCCCGGAGAGCAUCCGCUGGCUCAUCCAGAAAGGUCGUUUCGACGAAGCAGAGAAGAUCAUACGGGAGAUGGCCCGCGUGAACAAGCGGGAGGUCCCUGACAUGUCCGUGCUGAAGCAGAUAGCCAAAGAAGCAGAGAAGAGGCAGAAAGAAGAGGGUCAGUAUAGUUACCACGACCUGUUCAGGACGGCGGAUAUGGCUAAAAGGGCGGCAGUCAUCAUGUUGUGUUGGUUCACAUGCAGUUUGUUCUCCUACGGGAUCAGCAAUAUGUUUGACACGUUCUCAGGUACUAUACACGUCAACAUAAGCAUCAGUGCAACCGUCUCUAUGGUGUCUGGCUGGUCUAUCAUCCUGUUUUCUGAUAGAUUCGGCCGCCGUAAAACCUUCUCCUCCUUUAUCGUGAUCCCGAUCGCCUGUCUGACAGGUGUGGUCAUAAUCGGCGCCCUCGGCGUGAAAUGGAAAAUGCCCGACCUCGUGACGGCCCUUGUCUUGAUUGGAAAGGGUGGCAUGACGGCAGUCUGGGCCAUUGCAACCAUUGCUACCAGUGAGCAUUUUCCUACAUUAUUGAGGAAUAUAGCUAUGGGCGCGUGUAGUACGGCAGCACGGGUGGCGGGGAUACUGGCCCCCCAAGUGGCAAUGCUGGGUCAGAUCAGCCAUUGGACUGUGCCGUACAUCAUCAUCGGACUGCUGUCUAUACUCUGUGCUGUCCUCUUCCUAGUUGUCCUACCGGAGACCAACAAGGUCCCUCUCCAGGAAGAGAUGCCCCCGAGACGGAGGAAGAAGCAUCAACACGCCGAGGAGAAUGGGAUAGAAUUGACUGAACCAUUAAACCAGGAGGAAGAGAAGAAGACAAAUGGGCACAUUGGAUAGAACCGCGCCAUUGCUUGGACUACGCUCAUGGUUUGACUUUGGCUGAAUAGAUGUCGCUGCAGCUGAGCUUCAAUUUUUUGGGACAACUUGUAAACAAAGGCAUCUUACGGUUUAUUGAUCUCCACAUGCCCUUUUCAGCACAGUGGCGUGUGGCGUUUUUUAAGAGCCUUUAAAUAUUAUUUGCAUGUGAUCAGAAAUUGUUUCUGAUGCAAUUACAUGUACAUGUACAUUACAUGUAAAUGUAUCACGGAUCAUGAUCAAGUAUAAAAUAACUUUUA